AUGACCACGCGGAACAGGAGCAAAGAGGUCGUCUUCGUCGAGCCAGCUCAAGCUAGCGAUUUGGCGGAUUUCGGUCCGCAUCUUCGACAUCUGGAAGCUCUUCUCCUUCAGAGGAUGGACUUCCAGGAUGAGAUGCUGAAGCAAAUCCUGAGAGAGGUUCCGCAUAAGAGAGAUCUGCUCCCGGCUUCGCCCAUUGCAGAGAUCUACGACAGCGCAACCUCUGAAGUUUACGACGGGACGAUUUCUGCCGGUUUCAUGCGACGUGGGGCCGCGCCGGCUCCCAUGGCUGCAUCGGCUGUCGACAGGACCGGCUCUGGCUCUGCCGGUCUCAUGCGCCGUGCGGCCACGCCGGCUCCCAUCAGCAUUGAGGACUCCGCAUUUUCCCCAUCUCCUUCGUUGCAGGAGGAGGAUGGCCAGGACGAAGCGAACAACAAAGCCGCGAAAUCCUCGAGAAUGCGCCUGCAGACGUACUCGACAGAGGAUCUGGAGAAGAAGCAGGAAGCCGAACUGGCGGACACGCACUUUCUCCGGCGCAUGUUCACGUCUCACUCUCGUCAGCAUGCCCAUGUCGAGAAGAUGAGGGCAGGCGGCCGCAUCGGAAAGUUGGUGAAGAAUCCUGGUUUCGAUUUAUUCUUUGCAGCCGUCGUGAUCACCAACGCCAUCUUCAUAGGCGUCGAUGUCCAACGAACGACCGAGGUCGAAACCGGCGACAGGCCAGCGGGCUACAUGGUUGUCGGGUACAUCUACACACUGCUUUACAUAGCUGAGCUCGUGUUGCGGCUCUCUGCUCACGGCUUGCGACUCUUCUGCUCGGACGAUUGGAUGUGGGUGUUGCUGGAUUGCUUCAUUGUCGCGACGUCGGUAUGGGAUGUCUUUGUGGACAUUCUCACUGCCAUUCUGCCACCGGACGAGAACGGAUUCGAGAGCGUCUCGGGGCUUUCUACCCUGAAAGCUUUCCGAGUUGUUCGUGUGACCAGGGUUUUGAAGAUCGCUCAGCUCUUGCGGAUCUUCCGCUUUGUCAUGGCUCUGCGAACUCUGGUCCAGUCCAUCUUUCACACGCUGAAAGCAUUGGUGUGGGCCUUGCUGCUACUGCUUCUGAUCGUGUAUGUGUUCGCUGUCAUCUUCACCCAGGCUAUCAGCGACUUCAGGGUGGAUCAGCGCGCAGCCGGCGAGGUCCUGCCCGACAUCGUUGGCAACGACGGGAUGCUUUACUUUGGAAGCCUUAUCGACAGCAUGCUCAGUCUUUUUAUGAGCAUCGCUGGAGGAGUUAGUUGGGAAGUGGCCAUCCGGCCGCUUUCAGAGGUGUCAUGGUAUUGGGGACUUGCAUUCAUUUUCUAUGUGGCCUUCACAUAUUUUGCCGUGUUAAAUGUUGUGACGGCAGUAUUCUGCCAGUCAGCAAUAGAGUCGGCGCAGAAGGACCACGCCACAGUUGUGCAGAACAUGCUAGACAACAAGGAGUCGCACCUGCAGAAACUUCGGACUCUGUUUAGCAAGCUCGGAGCCGAAGAAGCCGGAGGGAUAACUUUUGGCAUGUUCGAGCAGAAGAUCAACUCCGGCCCGGUUCGUGAGUACUUUGAGACGCUGGGCUUGGACGUUUGGGAUCCAUGGUCUUUUUUCAAGCUUCUGGACUCGGAUGGUGGCGGCUUUGUGGAGAUCGAGGAGUUCUUCCUGGGCUGUUUGAGAUUUAGCGGAGCUGCCAAAGCCAUGGAUGUGGGGAAGCUCAUUCAAGACCAGACUUGGCUGAUCCGCAGCCAGGGACGAUUCCAAAGAUGCAUGGAGGAUGAACUCAUCAAGCUCAGAGAUGACAUGACCACCUUGAGAGAUUUCAUCAGCUCUCUCUCGCGGGGUGUGAUGUGUGCACAGCUCUGA
Symbiodinium sp. CCMP2456 is the source of this 1869-nucleotide messenger RNA. NCBI's taxonomy places the organism in Eukaryota, Dinophyceae, Suessiales, Symbiodiniaceae. The record is from the annotation of a GenBank genome assembly.